Monodelphis domestica (gray short-tailed opossum) is the source of this 1230-nucleotide messenger RNA. It is a transcript of the gene GKN2, whose product is annotated as gastrokine 2. Lineage: Eukaryota; Metazoa; Chordata; Mammalia; Didelphimorphia; Didelphidae. The record is from RefSeq and is a predicted model, not a curated record.
GCCACCUUCAGUCUCUGAAGUUUCUUGCAGCCAACAUGAGGACUCAUAUGUUCCUUCUGGCAGUGCUAGCAAUCUUCUGUACUCAAACUCAUGGAUAUGAGGUUUUUAACUACUUGAAUCCUGCCAAUAAUGGUGGCCCAGCCCAGGAAACAGUGCAAAUUGAAAAUGAGAAAAAUAUUGCCAUCAUCAACGUCAAUGCAGGGACCUGCUCUUCCACCACAAUCUUUGACUACAAACAUGGUUAUAUUGCUUCUAGGAUACUUUCUAGGAGAGCCUGCUAUAUAAUGAAGAUGGACCACGAAAGUAUCCCUGCUCUGGAUCAACUCAGAAGAUAUGUUUAUGAGAGACAGGCACUGCAAAACAUGUUUUCUCCCAAAUAUUCCUGGGUGAAAUACAACCCCAUACAGUCCCUGAUCACCGAUAUUGAUUGGUUCCUGUUUGGUUCACCCAUAGAGAAGCUUUGCAAACAUGUGCCCCUGUAUAAGGGUGAAGUGGUUAAAGAGAGCCCUGGUGCUAAGGGUUGUGCCAAGGUUGGUCUCCUGGGCAUUCUCCAUAUUGGCAUUUGCGCAGAUCUACACCUUUAACAUCGUCCUAUUGGAGCUGUCAUUCAGAGGAGGUACCCUUGGAUUUCAUGAUUCCACUCUUGUAACUAAAUAAUAACAUCACAGUGCUCCCGCUUACCCCCUGGUGGUGACUGGAAGAGAGAAAUGUGUGCAUCAACAAUAAAAUUUGUUUUAUUUUAAAAUGUUUGAUGGGGUUUUUUCCCUUCACCAUAAAAACUGAAGAGAAGGUCAGUGAGUUCCUCCUUACAUUUUCUUGGCCAUAGCUGACUAUAACCAUUGUAUGAAAGGUUUUCUUCUGAGAGGAAAGGCCUACAUACAAUUAGAUAGAAUAUUUACCUCUUGGGCUUGUUGUUCUCAUUUAGAUAACUUAGGACUUAUGGUACUUCCCACUGCUAGGGUGUCGUGAUCAACUAAGCAACCUUGUAAGCACACAUAUUCUCAAGGCUCAAAACAUGAAGUUUAUUUAAAAUCAUAGAAUCAGAGAAUGUUAAAUCUGGACUCAGGCUCUUCCUAACUCUGUGACCCUGGGCAAGUCACUUGACCCCCACUGCCUAGCCUUUACCACUCUUCUACCUUUGAACCAAUACACAGUAUUGAUUCUAAGAUGGAAGGUAAGGGUUAAAAAAAACAACUUAAGUAAAUGAUAUCUACAGUAUUCCUCUCAACC